This is a messenger RNA of Branchiostoma floridae (Florida lancelet), 3263 nucleotides long. RefSeq names its product allene oxide synthase-lipoxygenase protein-like. The transcript is spliced from 19 exons. Lineage: Eukaryota; Metazoa; Chordata; Leptocardii; Amphioxiformes; Branchiostomatidae. The record is from RefSeq and is a predicted model, not a curated record. Gene Ontology annotation, biological process: hepoxilin biosynthetic process; arachidonate metabolic process; lipoxygenase pathway. Gene Ontology annotation, molecular function: protein binding; metal ion binding; oxidoreductase activity, acting on single donors with incorporation of molecular oxygen, incorporation of two atoms of oxygen. The coding region runs from base 193 to 2196 and encodes 667 amino acids.
AAAGUUGUACGAGGAAGAACUGUACGUGCGGCCGGCUGCACCAAGUGAAGAGCCGAACGUGAGGCGGGGACAAACUGCACCGACGUCUGACCGUGUCUGACGAACUGGUCGGAGGAAAAACGGAACAGAAGUGUUCUGGAAACGGCAAGUCUCCUUCCACACAGAUCAGAGCAGACCGAGUAGCAAAGCAAGAUGGGAUCGGGGUCGUCGGUGCCUUCCAAGGGCAUACUGGUGAAAGCAAAGACGGGGAACUACUGUGGAGGGGGCACCAAUGGAACCAUCUACAUCGAUCUCGAGGGAAGCACAACAGCCCCCAUCAAACUGGACGUGUGGUGGAGGGACGACUUUGAAAAGGGAAGCGACCUGGAGUUCAAGGAGAAGGGCGUUACCCUGCCAGAGCGGUUCCGUCAAGGUGACGGUUACCUGAGGGUGUGGCGAGAUGAUUCCUGGCAAGCAGACAAUUGGUUCUGUCAGUCUCUGUCCAUCCAGGACAAGUCAGGCCUGACUUAUAACUUUCCAGUUAACCACUGGAUCAGAGCAGGUGAGGCGGUAUGGGUGCCCCCUGGCGGUGCAGUACUGCCCCAGCAUGACCGAUACCCCGACAACCGUAAGGUAGUGCUGGAUAAACAGAGGGAGCGUUUUGCUUCCUUCUAUCUUGAUCCAGGCAUGCUUCCCAUGUUACGAGACCUCCCAAAAGAGGAACACUUCUCCUCCAGGCAAAUUGGGUCUCUGUUAAAGUCAGCUGCGAUCAUGGGCGGGACGAACCUAUUUCUCGUCGUUGCAGACGGCCGCUGGACAACAUUUGACGGCAUCAAGCAGGCAUUCCCACCUGGGGAAACUCCAAAAGGAAUGGCCGACUGGAAAACGGAUAAGCAUUUCGGAGCACAGCGUCUGCAGGGCGUCAACCCCACCUCCAUCCGCCUGUGCAAGGUCAUCCCGAGUGGUUUUGGCGUGACGUCACCCAUGGUACAACCUUUCCUCCAAGGCCUGACACUGGACGCAGCGAUGGCAGCGAAGCGGGUGUACAUCGUGGAUCAUUCAAUCAUGAAGAUCACCGACAACAAGAACAACAGACCUAUGUGCGCUCCCUACGGACUGUUCUUCGUUAAUAACAACCAAGACCUAGUUCCUGUCGCCAUUCAGCUGUACCCUAACGAUGACACAAAAACACACCCGGUGUUCCUGCCGGGUGAUUCCGAGUACACGUGGAUCAUGGCCAAGAUGUGGUUCAACUGUGCCGACGGGAACUACCACGAGGCCGUCCCUCAUCUUGGAUUUACUCAUCUUCUGAUCGAAGCAUGCGCACUAGCAGCCCACCAGACCCUCGCCCCGUCCCACCCGAUUCUGCGUCUCAUGCAGCCGCACUUCAUCUACCUUUUCCAGAUCAACUCGUUGGCCCGGAAAACGCUGAUCAACGAAGGCGGCGGUCUGGAUAGAGUUACACAGAUCGGGAGGGAUGGCGCCUUUGAACUCAUCCGAGAGAAGCUGAAGACUUGGCGGCUUAAUGUCGAAGGAACACUUCCAGAGGAUCUGAAAGAGCGAGGGGUAGAUGACGUGAAGGCCUUGCCGAACUACUACUACCGUGACGACGCCCUGCGCCUGUACCCCUUGAUCCACAAAUACGUCACAGAAGUCGUGAACUUGUUCUACGAUGAUGGCAAUGACUCAGAGAAGCUAAAGAAGGACCCGGAGGUUCAGGCCUUCGCGAGAGCUCUCGUUUCACCGGACGUUCCCAUCAAGGGGGUUCCCGGGGGCGAAAAGCCGGGGUUCACCAGCCUUGAUGAGUUGAUCCAGACGGUCACCUCCAUCAUUUUCACCAGCAGCGUGCAGCACGCAGCCGUCAACUUCAUGCAGUGGGACCAGUACGGCUUCGUACCCAACAUGCCGCUGUGGCUGGAGGGAAAUCCGCCCACAGAUAAGAGCGAAUUGACAGAGAAAGACGUCUUGAAUGCUCUCCCUGGAAGGAGGAAGACUGUUGAGAUCAACCUUCUGACUGAUGUCCUGAGUGAGCGGGCGACAAAUCCUUUGGGGAACUUCUUAGUGCCGUACCUCCAGCCAGUACAGGGCCCACCUGAGCUGCCGGCGGUGGGAAGGUUCAAGGAUAACUUGGCUACUGUCGCCAGAGAGAUCGAAAAGCGAAACCACCCAUAUGACUACCUGAAUCCAAAGAACAUUCCGAACGCCAUCAGCAUCUAGGAAAACGAGUCUACAGAUGGACUGGGUAAAACCGUUCUGAAAUGAGAUGGAUAUAUUUAACUAAUGAUCUAAUGAUCGCCUAGCAGCAACUCAUCGGCACAUAAAGAACACUUAGACUUAUCACAUUCAAAUGGUAAAACCUGACUCAGUAUCAGUAAUGUAAUAUGAUACCUAGAGGAUGAAAACUGAUUCUAUCAGCAAUGUAAUGUGAUACCUGCAGUAUGAAAUCUAGAUCUGUCAGUAAUGCAAUAUGAUACCUGACUCCACCAGUAAUGUAAUUUGGUACCUUACUCUAGGGACUCUUGUUUCGUGCUGUUUGUCGGUUUGAGCUGUUGUUUCAGAAGUCCACCUGUUGUUUGCUAAUUUGGCUGUCAUCUGAGGUGUUGUUUACUGAUUUGUUCGUGUAUUUGGGAUGUUGUUUACUGAUUUGUUCGUGCAUUUGGGAUGGUGUUUGCAAAUUUGUCUAUUUGCGAUGAUGUUUCUUGACUUGUUUGUGUAUUUGGGAUGUUCUUUGUUGACUUGUGUAUUUGGGAUGUUGUUUACUGAUUUGUUUGUUUGAGCUGUCAUAUAUUUUUGGUGUGAGCUGUUUGUUGACUUGUUAUUUCAGCUGUUGUGUGCACAUUUAAGACGUAAGAGAGAUUUAAGGGUUUUAUGAUAACUUGUUAAAUGUGUGAAUUUGUGUAAAUUUGACGAUUCAAUAGUAAGGAAUAUUACUUGCCUCCUAGCGACUUCAUUCUGAAUUGCAGUGGCCUCCAUACUUAACUAUAAACUUGACUUUUUGAUGAUCAUCUAUAGAGAACGAGAUCAGAAAAAUAAAAUCAUCUGACUUUGACUUUUGCACCAUCCGGUUGUUGAGGUUGGUAUGUAGUACACGGACACUAUACUAUGGACACUGUAUUAAUUUUAUGAUAUGUAGAUCAAUCCAGAAUUAUUGUUAUUCCGUUUUGGUACAUGACAGGACUUUCGCAAUUUUGAUGAAGAAUUUGACAGUACCGGGCAGAUGAUGCACGUUCAUUGCACGAAAUGACCUCGAACCCUGACGAAUACGUACAGGUAUUUGUAUAUUU